AUGAUCCUUCAGAAACACUUGAGGGGUGCUGACAGGCCUUCAAAGGCAAGAAGAAGAGAUCAGGAAGAGCCUAAAAAGAAAGGGAAAAAAAAGGAGAGGGAAAGACCAAUGAAAUUGAUGAGGCAACAACCAACAAUGAGGUGCAAAAAAUGUGGCAUGGCUGGGCACAAUGCAAGAUCUUGUCAAUGCAAGAUCUUAUCAGAAAAGGAAAGAGAAAGAAAUGAACACUCAAAAGCCAAAACCAAAGCAAAGUUGAACGGAAAAGAGCAAGAGUUGCUGCUGUUGAAAGAGGUAAAAGUAAAAGGGUUAAGAUGGCCAAAGUUGGGACAGGACAAUCCUCACAUUAUCCAAUUUUCUAUUACAAUAUCACUUCUGAAACUAAUUGUUUCUAACCAUAUUUAUUUACUUCAAUCAUUUCAUAAUCCAACACUCUUGUCACCAGUGAUAAGGCAUGGAGAAGAUGAUGAUGAUCUGGAGUCAUUUUGUCAAUUCAUGGAUGAGUAUCAAAUCCCUAGAGUUGUCAAUCAGAUCAUGCCUACCCCUUACUAA
Messenger RNA from Striga asiatica, 549 nucleotides. Lineage: Eukaryota; Viridiplantae; Streptophyta; Magnoliopsida; Lamiales; Orobanchaceae. The record is from the annotation of a GenBank genome assembly.